AUGGACGACACAAUGGAUCUGGCGAUCGAACGGCCAAUGGACUUGGCUAAUCAUGAGCAGGAGCAACAACUCCGUAUCGUUGAUGAACAGGUGGAAUACGAUCAUUUAGUUGUGUUGCAAGAGAGACAACGCCGUUGCUCAGAUCUAAAGCAGGAUCAGCAAUUUCGUUCCGUCGUUGAGCAGGAGGAUUUUUUCUUUCCUUUCCUUACGAAACACCAGCAGGAGCAGCAGUAUGCCAAGACAAAGAACACGACGAUUGCAACCAACACCGCUCCGCCGAUAAUGCAAUUCCAGAAAAACUUGGUGCGAAGCCAAUGCAGAGCUGAGUCGAUGAAGAUCUUUGCUUCCACCUUGAUUUGA
Molecule: messenger RNA, 360 nt
Organism: Caenorhabditis remanei
Lineage: Eukaryota; Metazoa; Nematoda; Chromadorea; Rhabditida; Rhabditidae
Exons: 3
Coding region: 1-360 (119 amino acids)
Source: RefSeq, a predicted model, not a curated record